Micropterus dolomieu (smallmouth bass) is the source of this 1940-nucleotide messenger RNA. RefSeq names its product class E basic helix-loop-helix protein 40-like. Bases 336 to 1616 code for a protein of 426 amino acids. The record is from RefSeq and is a predicted model, not a curated record. Gene Ontology annotation, biological process: regulation of neurogenesis; anterior/posterior pattern specification; circadian regulation of gene expression. The transcript has 5 exons. Gene Ontology annotation, cellular component: nucleus. Gene Ontology annotation, molecular function: protein dimerization activity; DNA-binding transcription factor activity, RNA polymerase II-specific; RNA polymerase II cis-regulatory region sequence-specific DNA binding. Lineage: Eukaryota; Metazoa; Chordata; Actinopteri; Centrarchiformes; Centrarchidae.
AGCUGAGAGUCAGAGGGUUUAUUUAACUCGUCGCUCUGUCCUCCCCCACUUUCCCAACGCGCCACCAACAAGGUUGCCUUCCUUCUGCGGCGGGACCACGGCUUGGAAAUCGCGGGGACUAACGUGAAACCAUUUUCACACCCAAAAUAACCGUUCGACUACAUUAGCAAGACUAGUCUAAAAUAAUACAUUUUUGGACCGUUUUUUAAAAGCAUUUUAGUUUCACUAACUACUGCUUUACAACUUUUUGAAUAAAUGCGUGAAUAAAUGCGUAUUUAUUUGUAACUGCAUUGGAACAGUACUUCGACUUUGACUGCGUAAUUGGAGCAAAAAGAAUGGAACGGAUUCCAAGCGCGCAGCCACCUCCUCUGUCCAAACACCAGGCUGAUGUGUCAGACGUGCAGGGGAUGGAUUUCCCGAUGUAUGUUUAUAAACCCAGGCGAGGAAUGAAGAGAGGAGAGGAGAGCAAGGAAACCUACAAGCUGCCUCACAGACUUAUUGAGAAGAAAAGGCGUGACCGGAUAAAUGAGUGCAUCGCUCAGUUGAAAGAUUUAUUACCAGAGCACCUGAAACUCACGACUCUGGGCCAUCUGGAGAAGGCUGUGGUUUUAGAGCUUACACUCAAGCACGUGAAAGCCCUCACCUCUCUUCUAGAGCAACAGCAGCAGAAGAUCCUCGCUCUGCAGAACGGCAUGCAAAUUGAGCAGCCUCCUGUCAGCCAGGAGAAGUCAGAGGAGAUGUUCCGCUCUGGCUUCCACAUGUGUGCCAAGGAGAUUCUUCAGUAUCUCGCCAAUCAUGAGACUGAUGGAGACUUUGCGCCAUCCCAUGUGAUCAAUCACCUUCACAAGUUAGCUUCAGAGGUGUUGCAAAGUCCGGUCCGACCCCGCACCCCUCUCAGCCCUCGACCCCAGGAAAUCCCUACCUACCACCAGCACCAAACUCACAAGGAGAUUCCCACCAGCUUACCUCCUAAACCCAGCGAGGGCUACGGGAGGAACUGUGUGCCUGUCAUCCAGCGGGCGUACGCUCCCCCGAGCAGCGAGCAGAGUGGCAGUGAUACGGAUACAGACAGCGGCUAUGGGGGAGAGCUGGAGAAGACUGAGCCUGGGGCGCCACAGGGACGUCCAGAUUACUACGGCCAGGAGAGCCAGCUGAAGCGAGCGCUGGGUGAGAGGCAGAGCUCCAGCAUCAAGCAGGAGGAUGACGAGCAGUUCCACAAACGACCCCGGGUGGAGUCGUCUGAGGAUGAGCUGCUCUCAGGUGGAGAAUCAUCAUCGUCCUCUAGCGGUUAUGGGAGUUACAUGAGCGUAUCCCCCAACCAUCCGCCUCCGCCACAUCCCCUCUGCAUGCCUUUCUACCUCAUUCCACAUUCUGCUGCCGCCUACCUGCCAAUGCUAGAGAAAUGCUGGUACCCCGGGGCCGUGCCCAUGCUCUACCCUGGUGUGGGAGGCUCUUCAUCCACCAUGCCCAGCGAAAGACCGCCUCCACCUCAGCUAGUGUUGUCUCCCAGGGGAGGCUCUCCUGCCCCAGCCAUAUCUCAGACCCCCAUGGACUCCCCUGCCCUCCUUCAGGCGCUGAAGCAGGUACCACCCCUCAACCUGGAAACCAAAGACUGAGAGAUAAGAGAACAGGGGGGAGGAGAUUAUCCUGUUCUAGUGCCCAGGAGCAGAGACAGUAGUAGGAAUGAGAACAAGACUGAGCCUUUCCAUAGUCCAUCCUCAUACCUGUUCUCUGUUUCUCAGCCUGGAGGUCAAAUAGCAAACAAGAGAACUUGUAGAAAUGAUCAAGAAGAGAUGGAGGGGAAAGCAACAUCCAUCCGCACUCAGAGGAUGCAAAGCUCUGGCUGAAUGUUUAAAGCUCAGUGUUUUACUCAGUGCAUAUGUAUCAUAAACUGGGCCUGGGCCACACACACACACACACACACACACACACACACACAC